UGGGGUUUGUUCCCUCUUGAGGUGAAGGUGCUGUUGGCCACGCCGCUGUACUUGACAGCUGGUAAAGACAGAAAUGUCGUGCUGCAGGAUGCGGAAUCUGUGGUCAGUGUGUUGGGGCGUGUGUUCCUGGUGCGGUGCCCUGGCAAUGACUGCCCCCGUGUGAAUGCUGGCAGUAAGGAAAAGGUGGUCCACCGCGAUGCGUGUGCUAACACCUCCGUCUCGUCGCGGGUGUACUUGUCCGACCUCCGUGUGCUGUCUGCAGAAGCUGGCGUGUACGCUGUGUGUGUCGAUGGUGAUGGUGAUGGAGAGCACAUUGCUCCUGCUGCGCUGCCGGUGACGGUGCUGGAGAAACCCUUUGCCUUCAAG
Molecule: messenger RNA, 366 nt
Organism: Trypanosoma grayi
Lineage: Eukaryota; Euglenozoa; Kinetoplastea; Trypanosomatida; Trypanosomatidae
Exons: 1
Source: RefSeq, a predicted model, not a curated record